Molecule: messenger RNA, 5290 nt
Organism: Lutra lutra (Eurasian river otter)
Lineage: Eukaryota; Metazoa; Chordata; Mammalia; Carnivora; Mustelidae
Gene: LOXL3
Product: lysyl oxidase like 3
Exons: 15
Coding region: 1563-3941 (792 amino acids)
Biological process (GO): inflammatory response; peptidyl-lysine oxidation
Cellular component (GO): membrane
Molecular function (GO): protein-lysine 6-oxidase activity; copper ion binding
Source: RefSeq, a predicted model, not a curated record
GAAGAGGAGGGAACUGGCCAGGGAGGAAUCGAAGGAGAAGGCGGAAUGUGGGAGGGCUCAAGGGGACGUGGGAGGGACGAAAGGAGAGGGGGGAGGGAGGGGGGGGUCUAGUCUCCCCUGGCCGAGCACUUUUUUUGGGAAGUCCUAGGACCGAUCUCCAGGACCUGGACUCUUCUCCCAGCCCCUAGAGUCCCGCUCAAAGGUAGGGGGAGUCACGCUGCCGCGGGAGGAAGGGGAGUUUCAGAUGGAGAGGAUGGUGGCGGGACCACGGAAAAGGGGUGAUGCAGGAUGGGGUCGAGGGGAAACCAACCAACAGAGGGUUCUAUCAUUGUUUUAAAAAAGAGAUAGAGAGAGAGACAAGAAGAGUGGAGAGGGGCAGAUAUUUGGCGGGUAGAAGGCUGCAGGGUGUUCCAAAUAGGGCAGCCGCGGGCCCUAGGGCUGGAGGCUCCUCUAUGAGGCCCUACCCCUGGGCCCCCAAGCCAAAAUGUCCCCAGAACAAAGCUGUCCUGUUGUGUUGUUUGUCUGAGUUGGGGAAAGCAUGUUCAGGGGGCCUCUUGCUGGAGAGGGGCUGUUCUCAGUCCCAGACAGAGGAAAGGCCUUGGCUGAGGAGCUGAUUGGUGCCCUGGCCUCCGGUUGCCCGGUGACAGCCAUGGCAGUGUUGGCAGGAGGUUUGGACAACCCCACCCCAUUACCCCUCCCAGCUUGAGGCCUGGCCCUCCUGGGCCCCUUGACCCCGCAGGGCAUGUGAGAGCCUGCGUGGAUAGGGUGUGCAGGGGCUUCUCCGUGAACCCUGGGCUCUGCCGUGGAAUCUGCCCAGACAGGACUCUGGGCUUGGCUGCCAAUCAGGGAAUCUAAGGUCUGAGGGGCUCCUAAGCCCCCUCACCUGCUUCUCUCCACAAUCAGUAGCUAUCUGUCCUCUGACUGGCUGAAUGGAAUCUCUGGAUCCCUGCCGUCACCCCUCCUUGGCCAGGCCCUCUCCUUACCUGUUGCUUGCGUCUCUCUGUUGCUCUGUAUGCUGCCUCUCUCACAGUCACCUUCUAUCUAUCUUCCACAUUGUCUCUCUCUACAGUCUCUUUCUGUUUAAUCCCCUUUCUUUCCCACAGUUUCCCUUCCUCUCACAUCCUGUCUGGGUGUUCCUCUUGCUCAGUCUCUAUCUCUUCCUCUCAACCAUUCUCUGCCUCUUGGUCUCUAAUCGCUUUCUUUUGAUCUUUGGGUCUCUUAGACCAGAGGGUGGGGAUAAUGGAGGUGAUGACGACAGCUAGGGAAGGACCUUGUGGGACAGAACAACUGAUGCUGAGGGAGAACCUCUCUAUCUCUGUGUCUCUGUCUCUCUCCCUCUCACUCUCCGCUCCCUGGUCGGUGCCUCUCGGACUCUGUUUCUGCUCUUACUGAAUUUGUGUUUCUCACUUAGUCCCUGGGUCCCUGUAUUUCUCUCACAUGGUCUCUGUCUCUGUCCUUCAGUGUCUCUCUUCCUCUCCUGACCUUUCUCUGGGAUCCAGGCUUGGCUUGGUCUUGGUUUGUCUUACACACUCUCUCUCUGGGGCACCCAGGCCUUCCCUGCCAUGCGACCUGUCAGUAUCUGGCAGUGGAGCCCAUGGGGGCUGCUGCUGUGCCUGCUGUGCUGCUCCUGCCUGGGAGCUCCGUCCCCAUCCACGGCCCCCGAGAAGAGGCCUGGGAGCCAGGGGUUGCGGUUCCGGCUGGCUGGCUUCCCCCGGAAGCCCUUUGAGGGCCGUGUGGAGAUCCAGCGAUCUGGCGAGUGGGGCACCAUCUGCGAUGACGACUUCACCCUGCAGGCUGCCCAUGUCCUCUGCCGGGAGCUGGGCUUCACAGAGGCCACGGGCUGGACCCACAGUGCCAAAUACGGCCCUGGAACAGGCCGCAUCUGGCUGGACAACCUGAGCUGCAGUGGGACUGAGCAGAGUGUGACUGAAUGUGCCUCCCGGGGCUGGGGGAACAGUGACUGCACCCACGAUGAGGAUGCAGGAGUCAUCUGCAAGGACCAGCGCCUCCCUGGCUUCUCAGAUUCUAAUGUCAUUGAGGUAGAACAGCACCUGCAAGUGGAGGAGGUGCGACUUCGACCGGCCGUGGGGCGGGGCAGGCGGCCCCUGCCAGUGACCGAGGGACUGGUCGAAGUCAGGCUUCCCGACGGCUGGUUGCAAGUGUGUGACAAAGGCUGGAGUGCCCAUAACAGCCACGUGGUCUGCGGGAUGCUGGGCUUCCCUAGCGAAAAGAGGGUCAACACGGCCUUUUACAGAAAGUUGAGGAAGCGAGCGGCCAAAGCCUCGGCCCGACGCCCCAAGCCCCUUGGAAGACGACUCACCAAGCUUAAAGUCAAACCCAAACCCCGAGUGGGCAGGGGACCAAUCAAGAGGCUGCUGGCCCAGCGGCAGCAACACUCCUUUGGUCUGCAUGGGGUGGCGUGCGUGGGCACGGAGGCCCACCUCUCCCUCUGCUCCUUGGAGUUCUAUCGUGCCAAUGACACCACCAGGUGCCCUGGGGGGGCCCCUGCGGUGGUGAGCUGUGUGCCAGGCCCUCUCUACGCAGCGUCCAGUGGCCAGAAGAAGCAACAACAGUCAAAGCCUCAGGGGGAGACCCGAGUGCGUCUAAAGGGUGGGGCCCACCCUGGAGAGGGCCGGGUGGAAGUCCUGAAGGCCAGCACGUGGGGCACAGUCUGUGACCGCAAGUGGGACCUGCAGGCAGCCAGCGUGGUGUGUCGGGAGCUGGGCUUCGGGAGUGCUCGAGAGGCCCUGAGUGGUGCCCGCAUGGGGCAGGGUAUGGGUGCCAUUCACUUAAGUGAAGUUCGAUGCUCUGGACAGGAACCCUCCCUCUGGAAGUGCCCCCACAAGAACAUCACAGCUGAGGACUGUUCCCACAGCCGGGAUGCCGGAGUCAGAUGCAACCUGCCCUACACUGGGGUAGAGACCAAGAUCCGACUCAGUGGGGGCCGCAGCCGACAUGAGGGGCGAGUGGAGGUGCAAAUAGGGGAAGCUGGGUCCCUUCGCUGGGGCCUCAUCUGUGGGGAUGACUGGGGGACACUGGAGGCCAUGGUGGUCUGUAGGCAACUUGGACUGGGCUAUGCCAACCAUGGCCUACAGGAGACCUGGUACUGGGACUCAGGGAAUACCACAGAGGUGGUGAUGAGUGGAGUGCGCUGCACAGGGUCUGAGCUGUCCCUGGACCAGUGUGCUCAUCAUGGCGCCCACAUUGCCUGCAAGAGAACAGGAACCCGCUUCACUGCUGGAGUCAUCUGUUCCGAGACUGCAUCAGACCUACUACUGCACUCGGCCCUGGUGCAGGAGACGGCCUACAUUGAGGACCGGCCCCUGCACAUGCUCUACUGCGCCGCGGAGGAGAACUGCCUGGCCCGCUCGGCCCGCUCAGCCCCCUGGCCCUAUGGCCACAGGCGUCUCCUCCGGUUCUCCUCCCAGAUCCACAACCUGGGACGAGCUGACUUCAGGCCCAAGGCUGGGCGCCACUCCUGGGUGUGGCACGAGUGUCAUGGGCACUACCACAGCAUGGACAUCUUCACUCACUAUGAUAUCCUGACCCCCAAUGGCACCAAGGUGGCUGAGGGCCACAAAGCUAGCUUCUGUCUAGAAGACACCGAAUGUCAGGAGGAUGUCGCCAAGAGGUAUGAGUGUGCCAAUUUCGGAGAGCAGGGCAUUACUGUGGGCUGCUGGGAUCUGUACCGGCAUGACAUCGACUGCCAGUGGAUUGACAUCACAGAUGUGAGGCCAGGAAACUACAUUCUGCAGGUGGUCAUCAACCCCAAUUUUGAAGUAGCAGAAAGCGACUUCACCAACAAUGCAAUGAAAUGUAACUGCAAAUACGACGGGCACCGCAUCUGGGUGCACAACUGCCACAUUGGUGAUGCCUUCAGUGAAGAGGCCAACCGGAGGUUUGAGCGCUACCCUGGCCAGACCAGCAACCAGAUCGUCUAAGGUGCCGCCACCCUCCUCCACAAACCACCACUGGCCCCUAAGAGCAGGGGUCUGAGGCUGCCAUUACCUCGGGAGCUUACCAAGGAACCCCUGACGUCAGCAGACCCGCCGCACUCAUCCAGUGUGUGCUAUGGAUGUGGAACUCUCAAGCCGAGGUUAUCGCCCUCCUUCCCAGGCCAGCUGCCGGAUCUGUGGCCAGGCGUGGGGAAUUUUUGCUCCCAGGCCCAGCACCGAGCCAAGCACACAACAAAGAGCAGCACCUGAUUAACUGCCCAGAACAACAGACAGCAGCAGCUGGUUUUCUUGCAAAGGGAGGUCAGAAUGGUCAGCUCCAGUGUCUCCCCUCAGUUGAGGGGGAGAGGGGGAUACAGCUUUACCUCUAACUUUUUUGUGGGGGAAAGAUCAGUACCCCCCCUUAUUUUUGACUAUAACAUAAUGCUAGGUAUAAUUUUAUUUUAUAUAAAAAGCAUUUUUAUGAUUCCUCAGAGCCCAGGGAUUGGUGCUGGUGGUUGGAGGGACCUGCCCCCCACUGGUUCAUUUAGUCCUCUGUCCAGGUACCCUCAGAGCCUAGGCCAGGAAAGCAAGGUGGAAAUCAGGAGACUCAUACGCCUGCUGACCCACUCAUUCUGUGACUUCGGGGGUCACAUAUAAGGUCAAUGUUUCCGGUCCCCGCCGGAUGCGCACUGCCAGCUGGGAUUGGGUUCGAACAGCUUCAUAAAUAUCUUCAGCGUUUUGUACCAGCUGCUCCCCAAUGGCCAAGAUCACAUCACCUGGCCGUAGACCAGCCCUAUGGUGAAAGAUGGACAGAGAAAGAAAGGAGGGAAUAGACAGCCCAGGUCAAGGGCACAUGCACACCUCACCCAUCCCCACCUCACAGCGCAGUCCCUCCCUCACCGGUGUGCCGGGGAGUCCAGGAUGACUUUAUGGAUGAGCACACCAUGCUGAACAUCAGGAAAGCUGGGUUCUCGGAGCUGUAGUUCAGCAAGGAUGCUGAAAGGACAGACAUCACUCUGUUAACCACACCAAGUCACUCUCCCCAUCUUGCGUUCACCUCAAAUCUCGCAUCAACACACUGACAACUGCAUGGACAAGGCCAUGCACUAGAUACUCCGGAUACAAAGGCAACUGGUUCUCUGCCUUCUGGAAGUUAGGAAGUGGGACAUGUAUAUAAAAGGUAACUAAUUCCAAGUGAUAUAUAGUAUUAAAUCAAUAACACUAACGUCAUUCUAGAAUCCUAAAAGAAAAUUUAAAGAGAGAGUAGAACUUAAGCUGAGCCUAGAAGAAUGGUUCUGGUAUUUAACUAUAUAAAGUAAGAAUGACAGAAAUAAAGCCACGGGAGUAGGAAAUCA